Molecule: messenger RNA, 558 nt
Organism: Pistacia vera
Lineage: Eukaryota; Viridiplantae; Streptophyta; Magnoliopsida; Sapindales; Anacardiaceae
Product: MDIS1-interacting receptor like kinase 2-like
Exons: 2
Coding region: 1-558 (185 amino acids)
Biological process (GO): protein phosphorylation
Molecular function (GO): ATP binding; protein kinase activity
Source: RefSeq, a predicted model, not a curated record
AUGCANUUGAAGAGCACUAAUACAGCCGUAGAACUAGAUUGGAGGAAGAGAAUAAAUGUUAUAAAAGGAGUAGCACAUGCAUUAUCUUACAUGCAUCAUGAUUGUUGCCCACCAGUUGUUCAUCGAGACAUAUCAAGCAAGAAUGUGAUAUUGGAUCAAGAAUACGAAGCUCAUGUUUCAGACUUUGGAACUGCCAAGUUUCUCAAACAAGAGUCAUCAAACUGGAGUGAGCUUGCUGGCACAUAUGGAUAUAUUGCACCGGAGUUUGCUUACACAAGGAAGAUAACCGAAAAGUGCGAUGUGUAUAGCUUUGGAGUUUUAACAUUGGAAGUGAUCAAAGGGAAUCAUCCAGGAGAUUUUCUUUCCUUAUUUUCAUCUAAUGUGCCUCCCAAUAUGUCUAUACAGCUUAGUGAUGUGUUAGACUCUAGGCUUCCAGCACCAUCGCUUGAAGUUCAGGACAAGCUGAAAUGUAUCCUGGAGGUGGCCCUUUUAUGCUUAGACAAGAAUCCAGAAUUUAGACCUACUAUGCGGAUAGUGAGUGAGCACCAUACAUAUUAG